AGAUCGUGGUAUUGUUCUUUGCUUUUUCGUGUGUUUGGGUCUCCACUCCUCUCCUUCCUCUCUCUGGAGGAGAAUCAUGAAGAAGGGGUUCUAGGGUUUAUUCUCAGCUUGAGAGCGGCUCUGCUACAGAUCCAGGUUUUGUAUUGGAUACAUGAAGCGUUUUUAGGGUUUAUGACUUUGCUUUCUCCAUUUGACCUUCUCCAAAGCUUCGAUUUAUUCUCUUUCUUCCAAUCUAGGGUGUUUUGAUUUUUUGUUAUAGGGAGAGGGAUUGUCCGUCUUUUUUACAUCCGUUAUGGCGAAGAGUUUGUGUUGAACGAAGAGGGAAUCGCGGAUUCGAAUUUUGGUUUUUUUAUUUUUUAUUUUUAUUUUUUUAUGUUUCAAUCCAGUGACUGCAUCGGGGUUAGGGUUUUUAUUAAAAACAAAAUUUGCGAGCGGUGUAUAGUAAUUGGAGGAGAUUACAUCUUGGUUCGAUGCUAAUUUUAAUCAUCACUUGGGGUUUGACCUUUAAUUUUCGCUUGGGCGAUAAUUAAUGCCGUGGUUCUGUGAGCGUAUAGUUCCCGAAUUCUGUUGCCAGGAACAAGUAAUUAAUGAAACUUUUAUUUGGUUGUAAUACUGAAGUUAAUAUUAUUCUGGAAAUAAAUUGAAGCCAGAUUUUGGCUUGAUUACAUACUAUAUUGUCUUACUGGGAACGACACAAUCUGGGUUUUGAGGGAUUGUUCUUCCGGGUUAAAUCUUGCUCCCGCGGUUGAUAUGUGCAGAUUCAGGGUUUUAACCUUAUGACAUUGAGAGUUCUUUUAGAGCACACUGUAAUGAAAGAAUCAAAGAAGCACCCACAGAAGGUCUUGGUCGCAAUGACGGGGAAACCGCAGAAGUUCUCAAAAGCGUAUCCGUCUGGGUUUGUGUCGGACUAUCGUCAUGCUGUUGAAACCAUGGGUGAAUCUGAGGGGUUUGGUAGCUCUGGUCGAGUUGACACAGAGAUAACUGCUUCAGUGGAUUCUUUCGUCCCGAAAAGGAAGUGUAUUAGUUUGAACGUUGAUGGGUGUGAUGGCGUUGGUGUCCCCUUACGGGUCCUGGUGGUAUCAAAGAUGUCUCAGUCUGAAAGAAAGGAUUUAGAGAUGAGGCUCAGAGCAGAGCUUGAGCAGGUUAGGGUGCUUCAGAAAAGAAUUGCCUUGCAGGGUACGAAUGGUUUUGUUACAUUGUCAUCUUCCAAUGACAUCCGUGGUUGCAGUGAUGGACAAAGAAUUCCCUCGCUAGAGAAUUUUCCAAGAUCUUCUGAAUUGUCAUCUGAGCAAGGGAAGAAACGGGUUCCUCCAGUCCGCAAUGGUGCCCACUUGAAAAGGGACACUUCGGGGAGAUUUGAAUCUGUCAAGCAGGGUGCUACUUCAAGCAUGUCAAAUGUUAUGUUGAAACAAUGUGAGGCAUUGUUGAAACGUCUGAUGUCUCAUCAGUUUGGUUGGGUCUUCAAUACUCCUGUAGAUGCAGAGAAGUUGAACAUCCCAGAUUAUUUCCAAGUUAUCAGGCAUCCGAUGGACUUAGGGACAAUAAAGAGAAAGAUAGCUGCAAGAACAUACUCUAACCCGUUGGGUUUUGUUACUGAUGUAAGGCUCACUUUCUCAAAUGCAAUGACUUACAAUCCGCCUGGAAAUGAUGUCCAUAUCAUGGCUGAUACACUCAGAAAUUUUUUUGAGAAAAGAUGGGAAUCUAUUGAGAAGAAAUUUCUGUCUGCUGAUAAACAGGCAGUGCCUGUGAAACCUAGUGUCCCUAGAGAAAUAGAAACAGCUAAGCCAAUGCCAUCUUCCAAGAAGAGGAAAAUCUCUGCGAUAAACCAAAAUAUCAUGACAGAGCCUGUUAAACGGAUCAUGACAGAUGGAGAAAAACUUAACCUGAGUAAAGAAUUGGAAUCUUUGCCGGGAGAUAUGCCGGAGCACAUUGUUGAUUUUCUGAGGGGGCAUAGUUUCAAUGGAUGCCAAACUGGGGAGGACGAGAUUGAGGUUGAUAUUGAUGCUCUCAGUGAUGAUACAUUGUUCACACUACGGAAGCUUCUUGAUGACUAUUUGCGGGACAAACAAAUAAAUCAUGCAAAAGCCGAGCCUUGUGAAAUUGAGAUUUUGAAUGACUCCGGGCUUAGCAAUUCAUCAAUGCCGCCUUGCAAAGGCAACGAACCAGUUGAUGAGGAGGUAGAUAUUGGUGGAAACGAUCUUCCUGUUUCAAGCUACCCUCCAGUAGAGAUAGAAAAAGACACAACCCAUAGAAACAGCAAAUGCAGUAGUUCAAAUAGCUCCAGUAGUGAAUCUGGCUCUUCGUCUAGUGAUUCAGAGUCCGGCAGUUCUUCUGGAAGUGAAUCUGAGGGUGCUAAAGCUUCAUCUCCAGUGAAUCCGGCAAAGGAGAACUUAGGUUCUGGAGAAGAUAUAGAACAAAGGAGAAGUGACUUAAUUGAUCCACAUGAUGAAAUUCAAUCUGUCAGUGGCGAUCAACUUGAGCAAAAUCCCCAAACCAGGCCAGUUUCUGUGGAGGCAGAUGGCCAUCAAGGCGGGGAGAGUGCUCCAUCUGAGAGGCAGGUCUCCCCCGAAAAGCUCUACCGUGCAGCUUUGUUGAGGGGUCGUUUUGCUGAUACCAUCCUCAAAGCUCGAGAAAAGGCACUUGAUCAGGGUGAAAAGAGGGAUCCUGCGAAACUACGGCGUGAGAGGGAGGAACUUGAGAGGCAGCAGAGGGAAGAAAAAUUGCGGCUGCAAGCAGAAGCCAAGGCUGCAGAAGAUGCUCGACGUCAAGCCGAAGCAGAGGCUGCAGCUGAAGCCAAGCGGAAGAGGGAGCUUGAGAGAGAAGCGGCACGUCAAGCGUUGCAGAAGAUGGAAAAGACUGUUGAGAUUAAUGAGAAUUGUCAGUUUCUGGAGGACUUAGAAAUGCUUAGGGGUGCCGCUACCAAGCAUUUACCAAGCUUUGUAGAUGAAACAAGCCCAGAUCACUCUCAAGAUGGCAUAGACUGUUUCGCGCUUCAGGGAAGUAGUAACCCUUUGGAGCAACUAGGAUUAUACAUGAAAGUGGAUGAUGAUGAUGAGGAGGAAGGUGAGCCACAUGGUGUCCAAGACCCCGUAAAGGAUGUUGAGGAAAGUGAGCCGAGUGUCCCAGACUCCAUAACGGAUGUCGAGGAAGGAGAAAUCGACUGACCAGUUCGGUUCUUCUGCCUUUAUGUCAUGCACCGACAGGGUUUGAAUAAGAAAAUUUGGCUCAGAAGUCUUUUGACGAGAAACUUGUUAAGCUCUUUCUGGAAUGGGUGACAGGAAUAAGAGGUAUCCAUGGCUGUGUGAGCCAUUGGAACUGAUUGAAUUUGAUCUGGCAGAAGCUUGACUAUUGCCCUGGGUUUUGGGAUGAUUUUUUUUUAUUAAAGACAGUUUUGCCGUUGAAGCAGAUCUUCCCCAUAACCAUGUCAUGGAUUUGGAUUGCAAGGUUUCUCAUAUUGGGACUAUUCUAAUCUAGGACCCAUGCCUUAGAGGUAAAGGAUGCAUUUUGUGGGGAUGAUGCAAAGGUGGAGGAGAACCUCAUUUUGACCCACUCCCAAACUAUAGAAAAACAGGGGCGCCCCGGGGGGGGGGGGGGGGGGGGUUGGUUGGUGGGAGAUUAUAAUGAAGAUGAUUUACUUGUACAGAGUUGAAAGAUUUUAGUGCUGAUUAUGUAGUGCAUCACUGAAUCUUCUGUUUAUAUCAGUGCAUCUCUGUCUGAGGUGACGGUUCUUGAACUUGAACAUAAUGAUUGUCAAAAAAUUUUGGUCACACUGUUCUUGUUUUAAUUGAUGUUGUAACCUCGGGGGUACCGUGAUCUA
Molecule: messenger RNA, 3817 nt
Organism: Macadamia integrifolia
Lineage: Eukaryota; Viridiplantae; Streptophyta; Magnoliopsida; Proteales; Proteaceae
Product: transcription factor GTE9-like
Exons: 10
Coding region: 777-3164 (795 amino acids)
Molecular function (GO): protein binding
Source: RefSeq, a predicted model, not a curated record